Molecule: messenger RNA, 957 nt
Organism: Dromiciops gliroides (monito del monte)
Lineage: Eukaryota; Metazoa; Chordata; Mammalia; Microbiotheria; Microbiotheriidae
Product: olfactory receptor 14A2-like
Exons: 1
Coding region: 1-957 (318 amino acids)
Biological process (GO): G protein-coupled receptor signaling pathway
Cellular component (GO): membrane
Molecular function (GO): G protein-coupled receptor activity; odorant binding; olfactory receptor activity
Source: RefSeq, a predicted model, not a curated record
AUGGGAAACUUCACCAUAGUGACAGGAUUCCUUCUCAUGAACUUUUCCAACACCUGGGAGCUACAAGUCUUACAUGCUGUGCUCUUCUUGUUGAUAUACCUACUGGCUCUGAUAGGGAACCUGCUCAUCUUCACCCUCAUCUCUCUUGAUAGGAACCUCCACACUCCCAUGUACUUCUUCCUGAAGAACCUAUCCAUUUUAGACCUCUGCCUUGUUUCUGUCACUGUCCCAAAAUCCAUCGUAAACUCUCUUAGCAACAACUGCUCCAUCUCUUACUUGGGGUGUGUAUUACAGCUCUUUUUAGUGAUUUUAUUUGCAGGAUCAGAGAUUUCCCUCCUCACAGUGAUGUCUUAUGACCGAUAUGUAGCCAUCUGCCAGCCCCUGCACUAUGAAACCAUCAUGAUCAAAAGGUCUUGUGUAAGUAUGGCAGUUGCUUCCUGGUUCAGUGGAAGUGUGCUUGGGGCCAUGUACUCAGCUAGUACAUUCUCUUUGCCUUUCUGUGGCUCUAAGGAGAUCUAUCAGUUCUUUUGUGAUGUCCCUUCUUUACUCAGGAUCUCCUGCUCUGAAAAACACAUUGCAGUUUAUGUGAGUAUCACUAUUGGGUUGGGCUUAGGGAUUUUCUGCUGUAUUUCUAUUAUUAUCUCUUAUGGUCACAUCUUUUCAACUGUGCUGAAGAUUCCAUCAAGAAAAGGUCAGUCAAAAGCCUUCUCCACUAGCCUUCCCCAUCUCAUUGUUUUCGUGGUUUUUAUCAUAACAGGGGGCACGGCUUAUUUUAAGCCAUCUUUGGACUCUGAUUCAGUUAAGGAUCUCUUGUUGUCUGUGUUCUAUACAGUGGUGCCCCCAACCAUUAACCCUUUCAUAUAUAGCCUGAGGAAUAAGGACAUGAAGAAUUCUUUGAGAAAGCUUAUAACCUGGAAAUACUCAACAGAGGGAUUAAUGAAAAAGUCUUUUCCGUGA